Molecule: messenger RNA, 777 nt
Organism: Cryptococcus deneoformans JEC21
Lineage: Eukaryota; Fungi; Basidiomycota; Tremellomycetes; Tremellales; Cryptococcaceae
Exons: 5
Coding region: 114-656 (180 amino acids)
Source: RefSeq, a predicted model, not a curated record
UUUGUUUACUUUUUAUCUUUUAUCUUUUCCCCACGCAUUAUAAUUUGUAGCUAGUCUACGUAAAUAUCCAUUCCCCCACAUCUUCUCUUUUCUUCAGUUCGACAAUUAACACGAUGUCUCGUUUCUUAUUCACGUUCCUUUUUGUUCUUUUGUCUGUUCAGUUCUGCCUGGCGCAGCGACUGGCGACUCGUAUUGACGAGGAUGGACAUACUGUCGUUAUCACUGGUCCAAAUGGAUAUAAUGGCGUUGGAACUCUCCCCUCUAGCACGGCUACGCCCAUGUCCACUUCAAUGUCAGCCAGCUCUCGUAUGACCAAGAGCAGACUCGACGACAGUACGAUGUCUUCCACCCCUUUCGCUAGUGCUCUUGACAGUUGGCACAGUGCUGCCAAUGCUGCUUGGACGGAAUCACCAUCUGCUUCAGAUUCGAGCAGCAGUACCCCUGCAACCACAGCGUCUUCUACAGAAAAAUCCGCCGCAGUCAAUGGAGCCGCCUCUGCCGCGACUGAUGCUUCUGCUACCACAUCCCAGACUAAUACUUCCGCCGUCAUGUCUCAUGCCGAAAGCUCAGCGACUUUGUCGUUGCCCUUGAAUCUUGGUCCUGUAAUCGGAAUAACACUCACAGGUGUUGUUUCUCUGUGGGCUUUAAUAGCCUAGUAAGGCCUCGAGGGCCUGUUAUUGUUCCACCUUUACUUUUGCAGCUGGGCUGCUCCAUUUGAUUUGUAAUCUCACGUAUGAAACAAAACUUUCCCUAGCAAUGCAUCCUGGUACCUUGUCG